AUGGGUGGUACAAGAGAUAAAAAAGUUCAAUAUUUCUCAAAAUUAAGAGAAUUAUUAGAAGAAUAUAAAUCAAUCUUCGUUGUUGGUGUUGAUAAUGUUUCAUCACAACAAAUGCAUGAAAUCAGAAAAGCUUUAAGAAACGAUGCUGUUGUUUUAAUGGGUAAAAACACCAUGGUUAGAAGAGCUAUCAGAGGUUUCUUAUCUGAAUUACCAGAUUUUGAAAAAUUAUUACCAUUUGUUAAAGGUAAUGUUGGUUUCAUUUUCACCAAUGCUGAUUUAAAAACCAUUAGAGAUACUGUUACUGCUAAUGUUGUUGCCGCUCCAGCUAGAGCAGGUGCUGUUGCUCCAGCUGAUGUUUGGAUUCCAGCUGGUAACACUGGUAUGGAACCGGGUAAAACUUCAUUUUUCCAAGCUUUAGGUGUUCCAACUAAAAUUGCUAGAGGUACCAUUGAAAUUGUUUCAGAUGUUAAAGUUGUUGCAAAAGAUGGUAAAGUUGGUCCAUCAGAAGCUACAUUAUUAAACAUGUUAAACAUUUCACCAUUUACUUACGGUAUGACUGUUGUUCAAGUUUAUGAUAAUGGUCAAGUUUUCCCAUCAUCAGUCUUAGAUAUUACUGAUGAAGAAUUAAUUUCUCAUUUUGUUUCAGCUAUCAACACUAUUACUUCAGUUUCAUUAGCCGUUGGUUACCCAACCUUACCAUCAGUUGGUCACUCAGUUAUCAACAACUAUAAAAACGUUUUAGCUUUAUCUAUUGCUACUGAUUACACUUUUGAAGGUUCAGAAGCUAUUAAAGAUAGAUUAGCUAACCCAGAAGCUUAUGCUGCUGCUGCUCCAGCUGCUGUUGCUGCUACUGGAUCAACUGAAGCUGCUGCUGAAGAAGCUGCUCCAGCUGAAGAAGAAGAAUCUGAUGAUGAUAUGGGUUUCGGUUUAUUCGAUUAA
Messenger RNA from Insectozyma verbasci, 939 nucleotides. The record is from the annotation of a GenBank genome assembly. Lineage: Eukaryota; Fungi; Ascomycota; Pichiomycetes; Serinales; Debaryomycetaceae.